UGCUAUUUAUUGUUUUCUCGAAGCAUUCAUUUCUCUUUUGGCUACGGAAUAGAUCGAAUCUACCUGGUUUACUGGUUUGCUUCCCAAGACUCUUCGCUCAUUCACCAUUAUUAUUCCUUUCUCCUAGUCUAACCCUUCGAAUCUCUCUUCCAAGAACUCGAACUCGACCUCGACCUCGACCUCGACCUCUUCUUCUUCUGCUGCUUCUUCCUCCUCCUGCACCCCCGGAUUCUUUUGGGUUUGUUUUUCUGUUUUACGAAAGCAUGUGAUUGCCACCAACUUUGUAGUAUAAAGUAUGAACAGGUUGGUCAAUGAAUUGGACGAUUGAAUAGGGGGUGGUGAAGCACGAAAGAGGAGAUGAAAGGGGAGUCAUCUGAUUUGAUCAUUGGGAUUUCCAUAGGGGUGGUGAUUGGAGUGCUCUUGGCUAUUUUAGCACUGUUUUGUAUUAGAUACCACAGGAAGCGCUCCCAAAUAGGGAAUAGCAGUUCUCGUAGGGCAGCGACCAUCCCUAUCCGUACAAAUGGUGCCGAUGCUUGUACCAUAUUAUCUGACUCAACUGUUGGUCCGGACUCACCUGUAAAGUCUGCACGUAAUGGCAUGUCCCUUUGGUUUGACGGAUUUAGGAGGAGUAAUGUGGUCUCCGCAUCUGGAAUACUCGAGUAUUCGUACAAGGAUCUGCAGAAAGCAACCUAUAAUUUUACAACUUUGAUAGGACAAGGUGCAUUUGGUCCUGUUUACAGGGCUCAGAUGUCCACUGGCGAGACCGUUGCCGUUAAGGUUCUUGCAACUGAUUCUAAGCAAGGGGAGAAAGAGUUCCAUACAGAGGUAAUGUUAUUGGGAAGGUUACAUCACAGAAACCUUGUGAAUUUGAUUGGAUAUUGUGCAGAAAAAGGCCAGCAUAUGCUCAUAUAUGUCUAUAUGAGCAAGGGCAGCUUGGCUUCUCAUCUAUACAGUGAAAAUAAUGAGCCAUUGAGCUGGGAUAUAAGGGUUCAUAUAGCUUUAGAUGUUGCAAGGGGCUUGGAGUAUCUUCAUGAUGGGGCAGUUCCUCCCGUAAUACAUCGCGAUAUUAAAUCUUCCAAUAUUCUGUUGGACCAGGCCAUGAGAGCCAGGGUUGCUGAUUUUGGGCUUUCAAGAGAAGAGAUGGUGGACAGACAGGCAGUUAAUAUACGGGGUACUUAUGGGUAUCUAGAUCCUGAGUAUAUAUCUACGAAGGCUUUCACCAAGAAAAGUGAUGUUUACAGCUUUGGAGUCUUGCUCUUUGAACUUAUAGCCGGCAGAAAUCCUCAACAGGGUCUCAUGGAAUAUGUUGAGCUUGCAGCCAUGAAUACUGAAGGAAAAGUUGGGUGGGAGGAAAUUGUGGAUUCUCGUCUUGAAGGGAUAUAUGAUGUGCAAGAGCUCAACGAAGUAGCUGCUCUUGCAUACAAAUGCAUCAACCGUAUCCCAAGAAAGCGGCCUUCCAUGAGGGACAUCGUGCAAGUGUUGUCACGGAUCCUUAAGUUGAGAUACAACAGAAACCAUCACAAAAAGUCGUUAUCUGCCACAGCAGAGGAAGUUACUAUCGAUGUCGACCAAUCAGAAACCAAGACUCAAGUCCCUGAACACAGAAGGGAUGAAUCAAUGGAUAGCAGCACGGCUGACACCUAUGAAACAUAGAUGAUGGUUCUUUCAUUUGUUCAUUUGUUUUGUUGCUCGGUUUUUUGGUUUUGCUUUCUCCUGUAUAUGGCAUAUGCAGUGCGGAAGGAGUUUUCAAGGCUAGAAAUCUUCUGUUGUAGUUACGAUUUCUGAUCGAGUGCCUUCAGGAUUCGAGUC
Molecule: messenger RNA, 1809 nt
Organism: Juglans regia (Persian walnut)
Lineage: Eukaryota; Viridiplantae; Streptophyta; Magnoliopsida; Fagales; Juglandaceae
Product: calcium/calmodulin-regulated receptor-like kinase 1
Exons: 8
Coding region: 358-1653 (431 amino acids)
Biological process (GO): protein phosphorylation
Molecular function (GO): protein kinase activity; ATP binding
Source: RefSeq, a predicted model, not a curated record